GGCGAAGGAGAAGCGGCGAUCUUUUGAGUAUGUAGCACCGGCCUGAGGGAAAAUGGGGCUGUAUCAGAGGUGUCGGCGGCUUCGGUUCCCAGGGUUACAUGCCUGCGGGCUGCACACGGUGCGUGAGGCAGCUGUGCCGACCCCUCCACACUGGUUGGUAGAGCGGCUUGGCUAUUUUGAGGAGCUAUGGACUGCUCAGGUAAAGAGGUUAGCAAGCAUGGCACAGGAGGAACAGCGGACUAUUAAGAUAUCACUUCCUGGAGGUCAGAAAGUCGAUGCUGUAGCAUGGAAGACAACUCCUUACCAACUAGCCCAGCAGACCAGUUCAAACCUGGCAGGUACUGCAGUGGCUGCUGAAGUGAAUGGAGAACCUUAUGAUCUGGAGCGGCCCUUGGAGACAGAUGCUGACCUCAGGUUUCUGACAUUCGAUUCUGCACAGGGGAAAGCGGUAUUCUGGCACUCCAGUACCCAUGUCCUGGGGGCAGCAGCUGAACAGCUUCUAGGUGCUGUCCUCUGCCAAGGCCCAAGCACAGAAUGUGGCUUUUACCAUGAUUUCUUCUUAGGAAAGGAACGGACAGUCAAGGGCUCAGAGCUGCCUGUUUUGGAACGGAUUUGCCAGGACCUUGCAGCUGCUGCUCAGCCCUUCCGGAGACUGGAGGCUUCCCAGGCUCAGCUUCGCCAGCUCUUCAAGGAUAACCCCUUUAAGCUUCGCUUGAUUGAGGAGAAGGUGACAGGCCCAACGGCAACAGUGUAUGGGUGUGGCAUGCUGGUUGACCUGUGCAGAGGCCCCCACCUUCGGCAUACUGGACAGAUCGGAGGCCUGAAGUUGCUGUCGGUCAGUCAUGAGGACUGGGUUAGCUUGAGAUGCCUGUGUUUUCACUGGAGUGAGUUGAGGAAGGGGAAGAACUCAUCAUCAGUGUGGAGGUUUCCAGGCGCCCCAGAGACGCUGCAGAGAGUGUCCGGCAUUUCCUUCCCCACUGCAGAGGAGCUGAGGGCCUGGGAAGAAUGGAGGGAGGACGCAGAGUUACGGGACCACCGGCGCAUUGGGAAGGAACAGGAGCUCUUCUUUUUCCAUGAACUGAGCCCUGGGAGCUGCUUCUUCCUGCCUCGAGGGACAAGGGUAUAUAAUGCACUGGUGGCUUUUAUCAGGGCUGAGUACACCCGCCGUGGUUUCUCAGAAGUGAAAACCCCUACGUUAUUUUCUACGAAGCUCUGGGAGCUGUCAGGGCACUGGAAGCAUUAUCGGGAAGACAUGUUUGCCCUGCAGCCACCAGGCCUGGACAGGCCCUCCAGCUCUCAGAGCGACCACUCUGCCAGCCCCGCCACAGACACACUCGCCCUCAAGCCCAUGAACUGCCCUGCACAUUGCCUAAUGUUCGCCCAUCGGCCCAGAUCCUGGCGAGAGCUGCCCCUGCGACUGGCCGACUUUGGGGCCCUGCACCGGGCUGAGGCCUCUGGCAGCCUGGGGGGCCUGACCCGGCUUCGGUGCUUCCAGCAGGAUGACGCCCACAUCUUCUGUGCACCAGAUCAGCUGCAGGCAGAGAUCCGAGGCUGUCUUGAUUUCCUCCACUCUGUCUACACCAUCCUUGGCUUUUCCUUCCACAUGGCACUGUCUACCCGGCCGUCUGGCUUCCUGGGAGAGCCUUGCCUUUGGGACCAGGCCGAGCAGGUCCUGCAGCAGGCCCUAGAAGAAUUUGGAGCACCGUGGGAUCUCAACCCUGGAGAUGGUGCGUUCUAUGGGCCUAAGAUUGAUGUGCACGUCCGCGAUGCCCUGGGUCGACCCCAUCAGUGUGGGACGAUCCAGCUUGAUUUCCAGCUGCCCCUGAGAUUUGAUCUCCAGUACAAGGGGCAGUCGGGGGCCCUAGAGCGUCCAGUCCUCAUUCAUCGCGCUGUGCUUGGCUCCGUGGAAAGGAUGUUGGGAGUGCUGGCGGAGAGCUGUGGAGGAAAAUGGCCACUGUGGCUGUCCCCGUUCCAGGUGGUGGUCAUCCCCGUGGGGACAGAGCAGGAGGAGUAUGCCAGAGAGGCACAGCAGAGCCUGCAAGCUGCGGGACUGGUCGGUGACCUGGACGCUGACUCGGGACUGACCCUCAGCCGGAAAAUCCGCCGGGCUCAGCUCGCACACUACAAUUUUCAGUUUGUGGUUGGCCAGAGAGAGCAGAGUAAGAGAACAGUGAACAUUCGGACUCGAGAUAAUCGUCGACUUGGAGAAUGGGACUUGGCCGAGGCUGUACAACGGCUACUGGAGCUGCAGGACACCAGGGUCCCAAAUGCUGAAGAAAUUUUCUGAGCAUUUGUAUAUAGAUGUGGCAAAGACCUGCAGGAGCCACCAGCCAUGCCUUAACUGACAGGUCUGGAGUCCCUCAGACUCCUCAGAACUCGGGUGAAGGCAUGAACUACUUUCAUGAAGAGAUUUGGUCUGGGAGAAGCUGUAGCUGUUUGGAUGUGAGGAGAGUGAAACUAAAUAAACUUGGGGAACUUCCCUGGUGGUCCAGUGGUGAAGACUUUGUGCUUUCAAUUCAGGGGCUUGGGUUCAACCCCUGGUCAGAGAACUAAGAUCUCACAUGCUGUAUGGUACAGCCAAAAAGUUAAAUAAAAACAGUA
Budorcas taxicolor (takin) is the source of this 2601-nucleotide messenger RNA. RefSeq names its product threonyl-tRNA synthetase 2, mitochondrial (gene TARS2). Bases 53 to 2287 code for a protein of 744 amino acids. Gene Ontology annotation, cellular component: mitochondrion; cytoplasm. Lineage: Eukaryota; Metazoa; Chordata; Mammalia; Artiodactyla; Bovidae. Gene Ontology annotation, biological process: threonyl-tRNA aminoacylation. Gene Ontology annotation, molecular function: threonine-tRNA ligase activity; ATP binding. The record is from RefSeq and is a predicted model, not a curated record. The transcript has 18 exons.